Molecule: messenger RNA, 1327 nt
Organism: Paramecium pentaurelia
Lineage: Eukaryota; Ciliophora; Oligohymenophorea; Peniculida; Parameciidae
Source: the annotation of a GenBank genome assembly
AUGAAUUAUGAAGAUGCAUUGAAAAUUGCAGCAAAAGAAGAAGUAAUUAUCAUUUUAUAUAAGAAAAGGUGGCUUUUUUUGGAUAAUGUUCUAAGUUCAAAGAUAGACCAUCUGAUCCAGCUCCAGUUGAUAGAGCAAUACAUUUCCUCUUUUUGAAGGAGAAUGUAAUUUACUUCAUUCUUCCACAACUUAGAAUGUAGAUAGAAAGACAGCUUUACAAUUUGGAAUGCGAAGACUAUGUAAAAUUGAUAGUACUAGAUAAUUUGAUGGUCCUUCUGAUUACAGAAUCAUGAAGACAAAUAAAUUACUCUCUGGAGCAAUAAAUGGUUGGUAUAACGGAGCUGCUGAGGCUAAGUUUGAUUUAGGUUCUGGUUUUACUAUUGAUGUUGGCAAUAAACAAGACUAUAGUUUUCAAUUGAAAAAUAAUAAUCCUAUUGAUUUAAGAGUAUAAACUUCAGAAAGAGAUAAGAUUAUUAUGUAAAGGUUUGAAUUCUCAAAGUUUAAUACAUAGAGAUUGACGUAAGAAUUAUGUAAAUUAAAAGAGGAGACUUAAUAAUAAAACAAUUAGCCAAAAUUAUAUGUUGAAGUAGCUGGAUAAAAGAUAUUUCAUCUUCUCAAUUAAGACAAUCAUAAACCUUCUCUACUAUAAGAAUUUAAAGCUUUCUCAACUAUUGAAGAUAUAGUGAGACUCCAUGAAGUUAAAUCACUUGAUAAGAUUGAAUCAACUAGUAAUCUUCAAGAAUCGAGUAUCUCAAGAUUGAGAUAAAGAGCUAUGACUAAUUUAAAUGAUUAAAAAUAGAUUUUACUAUAAAAAAAGAGAUUGUCAGCAUAAACAGAAGAAGACUCUUAGAAGAUUUACAAAAAAUUAUUAAAACAAUUAAGAUCAGAUGAUCAAUUUAUAAUAUCUUCUAAGAAACCUAAAGAGGAAUCUAUACAUCAUUAUAGACUAUAAAUUAAUCAUCCAAAUACUUCUAGAAGAAAUUCACAAUAGUCUUUUUUUUUCAAUCUUACUAAUAAAUAAACAAUUCAAUUGAAUACUAGUAAUAGUAAUUCACAAUAAAAUUUUGAUUCAAAUUAUAAGAAACCUUUAACUCAACGUACUUCAUAAUUAGAAAAUUCUUAAGGUUGUUUAGAAUAGAAAGUAGAAAACUUUAUUAAAUAAAAGCUUAUUAUUUAAAAUUCAAAGUCAUUAUCUCCAGAAAUAGAUUGUACUAAUUUAAAAUAAAAAUAGGAUGUAAUUGAAUUAGAUUAAUUUUAGAUAUUCAAAUAAUUGAGAUUAAAAGAAAUUCAAAGAAUAUAGAAAGUAAGAAUACAUUCUUAGAGAUGA